Lactuca virosa is the source of this 2842-nucleotide messenger RNA. NCBI's taxonomy places the organism in Eukaryota, Viridiplantae, Streptophyta, Magnoliopsida, Asterales, Asteraceae. The record is from the annotation of a GenBank genome assembly.
CCCUCACUCAGAAAGGUUUCUCCUGAAGAACCCAAGAAACCACACGCCUCGUUCUCACCUCACCUUGGUUCUUUGCCCGCCUCUCUUCUCUUGCUCCUGCGACUCGGGUUGAUUGAAGGUUCGUACUCUACAUCUCUGGAUUAACGGUUGACCAUCUUUGCAUUUAAUAUCCUAAGUCAUUAUGGAACCUGAGCGUUCUGAUACAAGACGUGUACAUGAUGACAUGGAAGAUAAUGGAAAUGAUAAAUCAAGAGAAUCAAAGCAUCGUAGUAAGGAGAAAAGUAGGAGUAGUAGAAGAGAAGAUAAAGAUCACAGAAGUAGAGAUCGUGAAAAGUCAAAGAUCAGUGAUGCUUCAAAAGAUAGAGACAAAGAGUCUGUGAAAGAUGUUAACAGAGACCGAAGAAAAGAAGAGGGAGAUGAACGUGAAAAAGAUAGAACCAGAGAUAAAGUGAGAGAGAAAGAAAAUGAUCGGGAAAAAUACAGAGAUAAAGAGCGUGAAAAGGAGAAAGAUAAGACCAGGGAUAGGGACAGGGGAAGUGAUAAAGGGAAAGAGAGGACAAGGGAAAAAGAGAGAGAGAAAAACAAAGAUAGGGAGAAAGAAAGAGAUGACACUAAAAUCCUUAAGAAUGAAGCUAAUGUUGACGAUGAAAAUGGAGGAUCACAGCAGUCUGCUUCUGAACUUCAAGAUCGCAUUUUGAGGAUGAAGGAGGAACGAUUGAAGAAAAAGUCAGAAGGUGGCUCUGAUAUAUUAUCAUGGGUUGGUAAAAGCCGAAAGCUUGAGGAAAAGAAACAAACUGAAAAGGAGAAAGCUUUGCAUUUCUCAAAGAAGUUUGAGGAGCAGGACAAUAUUACUCAAGGAGAGGAUGAAUACGAAUUGCCAGCUCGCCAACAUACAUCUCGUGAUCUUGCUGGAUUUAAAGUGCUUGAUGGGCUUGACAAAGUGAUUGAAGGUGGUGCUGUUGUUUUGACACUGAAAGAUCAGAGCAUACUUGCAGAUGGUGAUAUUAACCAAGAGGUUGACAUGCUUGAAAAUGUGGAGAUUGGGGAGCAAAAAAGGAGAAAUGAAGCUUAUAAGGCUGCUAAAAAGAAACCUGGAGUUUAUGAGGAUAAGUUUAAUGAUGAAUUUGGAGCUGAAAAGAAAAUGCUUCCACAAUAUGAUGAUCCUAUUCUAAACGAGGGUAUAACACUUGAUGAAAGAGGGCGAUUUGGUGGUGAAGCUGAGAAAAAACUAGAGGAGUUAAGGAGAAGGAUAGAUGGUGCAACUGUGACCACACGAUAUGAAGAUCUUACUUCAACUGGAAAGGUCACAACCGACUAUUACACUACCGAAGAGAUGAUGAAAUUCAAAAAGCCCAAAAAAAAGAAAUCACUAAGAAAAAAAGACAAACUAGAUCUCGAUGCGCUCGAAGCAGAAGCCAAGUCAGCAGGGUUGGGCACAGAGGAUCGUGGCUCACGGGCCGAUGGAAAAAGACAAGCCCAAAAAGAGGCCCAAGAGAGAUCCGAAGCCGAAAAAAGAAACAUCGCGUUCCAAUCCGCAUACAUCAAAGCAGAUGAAGCAUCUAAAGCACUCCGAAUGGAGCAAACUUUACCCAUUCAAAACGCAGAUGAAGAUAGUUUUGUAUUCGGUGAUGACGAUGAAGAGCUGAACAAAUCCCUACAAAGGGCAAGAAAACUUGCGUUAAAGAAGAAAGAUGACGUGGCACCUUCCGGGCCCCAGUCGAUCGUGUUACUCGCAAGUUCCGUUAGUAAAAACGCUGAUGUGGAAUCCAGCGAGGCGCAAGAGAAUAAAGUCGUGUUUACGGAAAUGGAGGAGUUCGUGUGGGGUCUUCAGCUUGACGAAGAAGCGCAUGACCCGGAUGCGGAGGACGUGUUUAUGGAGGAUGACGUGGCGAUGACGUCAUCGGAACGGGAACAGAAAGGUAAAGAAGGUGGUUGGGAAGAAGUGAAAGAUGAAGUUGAAGAUGAGAAAAUGGCGGAGGAAGAGGAAGAUGUGAAACCGGAUGAAACGAUUCACGAGAGUUCACUUGGAAAAGGGUUGUCUGGAGCACUUCAGUUGCUUAAAGACAGAGGGACUUUAAAAGACACUGUGGAAUGGGGUGGUAGGAAUAUGGAUAAGAAAAAGAGUAAACUCGUUGGGCUUGUGAAUGAAAAUGAUGAUAAAAAGGAGAUACGGAUUGAAAGAACAGAUGAAUACGGAAGAAUUUUGACACCGAAGGAGGCGUUUAGGUUGAUUUCACAUAAGUUUCAUGGAAAGGGUCCAGGGAAAAUGAAGCAAGAAAAGCGAAUGAGACAAUACCACGAGGAGUUGAAAGUGAAGCAAAUGAGAAAUUCGGAUACGCCGUCUUUGUCUGUUGAGAGAAUGAGGGAAGCUCAAUCCAAGAUGAAGACACCUUAUCUUGUUCUAAGUGGUCAUGUCAAACCAGGGCAAACAAGUGACCCGAGAAGUGGUUUUGCUACAAUGGAGGAUUUCCCGGGGAGCUUGACGCCCAUGCUUGGUGACAGAAAGGUUGAACAUUUCUUGGGGAUAAAGCGGAAGUCUGAGCCUGGUGAUAUGGGCCCACCAAAGAAGCCACCUAAACCGUGAUUAAUUAAUUGCUGCUGGUUUAGAAGAACCGACAUCUGUGUUUCUGUAAUUUUGUACGCACUAGCGAAUGGGCUAUUAUUGAUAAAAUAGAUGCAAAGUGAUGUGAGUGAAAUUUGCAGAAUUCUUUUGGGAAGUUUCGGGAGAUUGUGCGUGAGGUUGUAAACGGACAUGAACAUUAUGGUUUCCUUGUCCUAUAGACUAUAGUAGAUGGAAUGAAUUUAGUUUUUGCAUUGUAUUCAUAUCAUUUUCAGACCCGAG